Molecule: messenger RNA, 6178 nt
Organism: Closterium sp. NIES-67
Lineage: Eukaryota; Viridiplantae; Streptophyta; Zygnematophyceae; Desmidiales; Closteriaceae
Source: the annotation of a GenBank genome assembly
CUAACAUCUACCAAAUCCUCCUGCAUAGUGACCUAGUCGCAACGAUCCAUAGCGGACUCAAAAGCUGCUUUGACGUGCUUCUACCCUCGUCUCUCCUAACCCACUACGGUCCCUCUCCCCGCUGUAUUCACUUGUCUCUAAAAGUAAGCGUAAGGAUCCGCUUCUCUCCGCUCGCCGUCGUCCUCUUCCUCGUCUCCCCUGGGACCUCUUCCGCUUCCUCCUCAGCGUCGCUUUCUCACCUCGGAAUCUCCGCCAGCUCAGUCUGUGACCGUCCGAUCGUCCGAUCGUCCGAUCGUCGUCAUUGCAUCAGGCGGCUGUAGCCGAUAGCCUGUGGCUGUAGCACCAGGCUGCUGCACUGGGUGGAGGCGCCUCAAACCAUGGCUUUAAAACCACCAGGCGGCAGCUCAAGCGACACUCCCGUCGUUCCGCCAUAGGCCUUGAUUUUGCAGGGUGUUUUUGAGAAUUCUCAAAAACACUCCCGUCGUUCCGCCAUAGGCCCACCCACCCGGCUUACUGUCGCCGCAAUUUGAUUUGUGUCUCCUCACGACAAUUUUUGGGUCGACUCAAAAGCUUACGACAAGGACGCCGAACGAGAGAGCGAGGAAUACUCGAGGAACACUCGGCACGGCAGUUCCUUGCACGAGCAACCUUUCAUCCGACCAUCCAUCCAACGGCCUCCUCUCUGCCCGAGUAUCCCCGAUUCCGAGUCGACUCAGUAGCCGAUAUCCUUUAUGCCCUACUACCCCCACCCCUCUCGCUUCUCGCCGCUCCUUCGCCCUCUCCUCUCCCCCUCACUCCGACCGCGGAUUCCGCCAACUCCCCAGCCACCCUCCCCGAAUCUCCCCGCAAUCGCCGCCAUGCGCGCUGCGAUGGUCUCAGCGUCGCCGCGAUCGGCGCCGCUCCACGCGCUUCUGCUGACGCGGGGGAGGUGGACGCGAGGGGACAGGUGGCGGGAGGGGAUUGGAUGGAGUGAGAGCAGUGCUUUCCGCUCCAGGUCGAUUUUGAGCCGUAUUUCACUUCCCACGCCCGUCUCUCCUCCCUCCGCCUCGUCUCUCGCCUUCUCGUCCUCCCGCUCUCCUUCCCUCCGCUCUCCAUCUUCGCCUUUUCCGACUGCCCCUGCGUCUGUCUCCACUCGCGCUUCUGCUCCUGCGGAUACGGCUGCGGUUGCUGCUUCUGCCUCUGCUUCUUCUGCCGCUAUUUCACAUGCUCGUCCGCCCUCUCCUCCGCUAUACACCCCUUACGGGGUUCGAUUCGUCCACUCGCGGCGCCGAAGAAAGCACAAAGCUAGAGCCGCUGGAGCCACAUCAUCAUCCGCAUCAUCUUCCCCCAAAGCUUCCUCCUCCUCCAAACUCCCCCCCUCCUCCAAACCCUCCUCCUUCGCGACCCUGUCUCACGGCAAGCGCAAGCUGAGUGCGGCCAAGGAGCGUGAGGUGAUAGAGUGGUACCGGGGGCACAUGGAGCGGUGCAAGAAGCUGAGCGCAAGGGAGCUCGUGAAGAACCUCGAUUACUCCAACCUGCUCGGGGCCAACCCCAAGUUCAAGAACGGAAAGAUGACGGAGAACGGAGUGAACACACUCAUUCUCAAGACCAAGCAGCAGUUCCCGCAUGAAGUCGUGCUCUGUAGGGUGGGCGAGUUCUACGAGACCGUGGGCUUUGACGCGUGUCUGCUGGUGGAGCAUGCAGGGCUCAACCCCAUGGGCGGCGUUAAGCCAGAAACCGUGCCGCGCGCUGGCUGCCCCACCCAGAACCUGACGCAGACGCUAGAUUCGCUCACCAGCCAUGGCCUGUCGGCGGCCAUAUUGGAGGAGGCUCUAGACACGGCUCCAGCAGGGGGGCGUGCAGGCAGCACGGGCAACAAGCGAAAGCAGCGGUUCCUAGGAGGGCACGCCCACCCCGGGAGUCCCUACGUGUAUGGCUUCGCACGCCACAACAUCGAGAUCGAGUUCCCAGAGCAGCAGCCCAUACUGGGCAUUGCCCGCACCAGUGCCACAGGGUACACGGUGGUGAGUGUGUGGGAGAUGAUCUUCUCCUACAGCGUUGACACGCGCCUCACAGAGGAAGCUGCAGUGGCGAAGCUCAGAGCCAGUGGCUGCCACCGCUGCUUCGUGCACUCCUCCGUCACCGGAGGGGGGGGGUGGCGGGAGCAGGGGGCGGGGGGGAUGCUGUUCUCGGAGUGUGCUGCCAAGGGCUACGACAAGUACGAGGGCGACCCUGUCAAGAGCCUGCUCAAUAAGGUGCGGGAGCUCUACGACCUGGGCACCGCGCCACCCUUCCAGCAGCUGCUGCUGCCACCCCCCGAAUCGCGUCCUCGCCCCCUCUACGUCUCCACGGCCUCCCAGAUUGGCAUUCUGCCGACGCAGGGAGUGCCGAGUCUGCCGCAUCGCCUGUUGCCAGACAACGCGGCGGGGCUCUCCGUGUGCCUGGCCUACCUGCGCUCAUUGCUGCUCCACCCCCCGCCUCCUGAGGUCGCCACCAGCAUUCAGGACGCGUGCCGUCGCAUGUUUCAUCUGCCCGUGCUGCCCGAGUUCUUGUGCGUGCCGCCCUCGCGACUGGUGAAGCUCAUAUCAGCGGAGGAGGCCACGUCCACCGAGCUGCUGCGAGUGGGCGCCCUGGCUCAAACCUUCCUUGACAUGCUGCAAGACUCAAGCAUUGCCAGCAGCAGCAGCAGCGGCGGCAGCAGCGAUAGUGGUGACGGUGGCAGCAGCAGUAGCAGCAGCAGCGGUGGCAGCAGCGGCGGCAGUGGUGGCAGCGGUGGCGGUAGCGGUGGCAUCAGCAGCAGUGUGGCUAGGGAAGGAGGGUUGCGGCAGUUGGCAAUGGAUCUGCUGGUGCCCACGCAACUCGCGUGCGGGCUGCCACUCCGUGUCGACACACUCGCGCAAGAUUGUGAAGCGGUGUGUGCCUUGGUGAAUAACGUGCUGCUAAGUGACACUGCUGCUGCUGGGGGGGCUGGGGGUGCUGCUGCUGUUGCUGGGAAAGGAGUAGUGGAGGGGGAGGAGGAGGAGGAGAAGGAGGAGGAGGGGGAGAAGGCCGGAAAGGGCUAUGUCAUGCCGCCGCCUUUGAACGUGAGGCGAAUACUGGAGCAGCGGCAGGCGCAGGAGAGGCAGGAGACGGGUGGUAAACUGGGGGAAGGGGAAGAAGAGAGGGGGAAGGGGAGUGAGGAGGAGGAGGGGGAGGGGGACAGGGGGAAGGCGGUUAGUGAGAGCGAGUAUGAGGAUAUGGCGUCAUUUUUUGAGGAUAUGGAGGGGCGGUGGAGGGGCCGAGUGCGGUACGAGCACAUAAAAGAGGAGUGCGACAGGGUGGCGAGGGCUGCGGAGCGGUACAAUGAAGUGGUGAGGCGGGAGCUGAUGCCGUUUGUCAACCGCAGCCGCAACCUGUCCUGGAAAACCAGCAAGGCAUCAAGCAAGAGUGUGGAAAUAGUGGCGUUCAGGGACCAUGGGGUGCUGCUCAAAGGGAGAAUUGCAAAGAAGCUGGCGAGUCCGGAUGACCCUGUGGACCCCCUGCACGAGCUGUCACGGCUGCUAGAGCCGGCUGUGGACGGCAAGGGGAAGAAGAUGAGCGACGGAUGGUACUCCACACCUGCUGUCGAUGAAGCGCUUAUCGAGUACAAGGAGGCAGUGGUUGCAGCGCAUGCAGCGGUGGUAGCAGCGCUGCAGCAGCUGUCCCGCGACCUGCAGCUGUACCUGAGGAGCAUCGUGGCUGUGGCUAACUUUGGCAUCGUUGCCCGCACGCUUGACGAGCAUGUCAGGUGUUGCUCCCAUCGCGGCUGGAUCUUCCCCACACUCGCACCAUCAUUGCCACCAGACAACUUCCCUACCUCCACUACCCCCCCUCCCUCCACCGCCUCCCCUCCCUCCGCCACCUCCCCUCCCACCACCUCCACCCCUCCCUCCACCAUCUCCCCACACACUCUCCUCCUAGAGGACCUCAUCCCCUACUGGCUGGACCACACCGUCGCCUCCCCGGCCGUGCCCAACACGCUCUCCCUCUCCUCGCUCGCGCUCCUCACCGGGCCCAACGGCGGCGGCAAGUCGUCGCUGCUGCGCUCCGUGUGCGCGGCGGCGCUGCUGGCGUCGAGCGGGCUCAUGGUGCCGUGCUUGAGGGCCGCGCACGUGCCGCGGUUUGACUCCAUUGUGCUGAGGAUGAUGCCCGCUGAUAGCCCCUCCGAUGCCAAGAGCUCGUUCCAGAUGGAGAUGAUGGAGCUGCGCUCAAUAACCCAGGACGCCACCCCACGCUCCCUCGUCCUCCUGGACGAGCUGUGCAAGGGCACGGAGCCCGACAAGGGCGCGUGCCUCGUGGCGUCCGCUCUCGAGUUCCUGGACCAGUCGCGGUGCGUGGGUGUGCUCUCCACCCACUUCCACCGCGUGCUCGACCUGCCGCUGCAGCUUGACAGGGUGGUGCGGCUGGCCAUGGGGGUGAGGAGGCACGAGGGGGAGGAUGGGGGGAUGGAGCCCACCUGGAAGGUCACAGAGGGCGAGUGCCGCGACAGCCUGGCGUUCGAAGUGGCAGUGGGGGAGGGCGUGCCUGCAGCAGUGGUGGACCGGGCGGCUGUCCUGCUGCAGCACCUGCAGCAGCAGGAGGCGCAGCUCAGACACGCACACGACCUGCUGGUGCAGCAGCAGCAGCUGGACGAGGGGGAGAAAUCAGGGAGGGAUUUGGGGCUUGGAGAUACUAGCGUGGGUGGCACGGGCAACGGGAACGGGGCUGCAGUGGCCACCCCAGUCUCUGCACUCAACAGUGGGGGUGACAGGAGUAGUAGUGAUCUUGGUGGUGGUGGGAAGGAGGUCAGUGCGGUUGGUGGAGACGUGUCAGAAGGUCGGGGUGGUCUGGAAGAGGAGGAAGAAGCAGAGGGAGGGUCAGAGGGAGAGGAGGGAGAAGUGGAAGAGGAGGAAGUGGAUGGUCGGAUCAUAACAAGGAAAAGGCUGAGAAAGAACAGUGGCAAUAGUGGUGGUGGUGGUGGUGCUUUGAUCACUUCGAUGGCUUUGCACGAUGCAGUACGGCUGUUUGAGGUCACAGCUGCUGAUCUGAUGGGGAGACUGCAGGGAAGAGGGGUGGAGCAAGAGGGGGGAGCAAGUGGAAGCGUGCUGAAUAACACCGCAGUGGCUGUGUGCGGCGACGGGCAAGACAUGGCAAGCCAGCAACACUCUGGGCAAGACACCGGACUGAGCACACAGAGAGUGCACAGCCCACUUGGGUCAAUGGGAGCGCUGGGAGCAGGGGAGGCUGCUGUGAGGGGUGUGGGAGAUGGAGGUGUGGGGGUGCGGGCCGUGGUGGUAAUGGCGGGCCAGAUGCCGUCGGCAUCGGUGGCUAACCACCGGUCGUUUGUGUACCUGCUGUGUCGCCCGGACGGGAAGUUCUAUGUGGGCGAGACGGACCAGAUAGUGGAGCGCAUACGGCAGCACCGGAACUCAAAGCUGCGCGAGUCACCGGUUGCGAUCAUCCCGGCGCCCAGCAAGAGCGCGGCGCGCUUCAUAGAGACGCACCUCAUCACGCGCCUGAGGGACGCGGGCAUGCCGCUUGUCAACAAGGCCGACCAGAAGCACAGGCACUUCGGGAGCGUGGGCCUACUUCCCCCACCAUUUUGAUUCAGGAUGGGCUUUUGUUUGGUGCCUCAGGCGCCUUUGGACUGGAGCCAGCAAGCCAGCAAGAGCGCGGCGGCGCGCCUCAUAGAGACGCGGAGAGGACGUGCUGUUUGUGAACAAGGCCGACCAAAACCACCAGCACUUCAGGAUUGUGGGCCUACCCUCCCUCCCCCGCUGUUCUGACAUGUGCUGAUUGGUUGUGAAUGGCCAUGCCAACCAGAAGCACUGGCACUUGCCUAGGUGGCGAGUCGACCCUGAGGUCGACCCUUGUCUGACACGUGCUGUUGGCUAAUUGUUUUUGCAGACGAAGUACUGUCAGUCAGUCGUCUUGUCGUGGUGGUAUCUACUUGUGGGUCGGAUAUGCACCAGAGGCAAUUGUGCAGCAUACAAGCUCUAGUAGAAAUUAUUUCUCCUAGGAUUCAGUUCAGAGGGGGCACGAGAAACGCAAUGGUUUCAUGGAUGCACGCAUCCUUAUUCCAUACAGCAAGGUGAGAGCCGGGUUUCAUGUUCACCACCAAUCAGCGGCAUGUACUGACAUCAUCUGAGAUUGACAUGAUCUGAGGUUGCCCUUGCGAUCCUCGGGGAAGGGCUACACUGCC